CAGUUAUUCUACACUAUCAAAAUGCCUUCACGUGAUUAUAAAGAUGACUGCAUAAUUCUUGAUGAUAGUUUUGAAGGACAGUCAGCAAAAAAUUUCGUUCUACCAUCAGACUAUGCAAAAUAUAUUGAGAGCAUAUUAGUUCCGAAUGGAAUGAUUCUAGAUCGUAUCAGUAAAAUGGCUCGUGAUAUAUUGAAUGAAUAUGAACGGUCUGGCACAGAUACCGUCCACAUUAUUUGCAUACUGAAGGGAGGCUAUCAAUUCGCUUAUGAUCUAUUCAAAUGUUUACAUAAGUAUUCAGUUACGCGUAACAAAUACGUAAGAAUUUGUAUUGAUUUCAUUUCUGCGAGCACAUACGUCAAUGAUUCAGUCGGUCAUGAUACCAAAAUCAAUCCAUGUACAAACAUGGAGAAGUUCAAAGAUAAGCAUGUGCUCAUUGCUGAAGAUCUGGUCGACACGGGUACAAGUUUGAACAAUCUGGAAAAAUAUAUUAGAAAAUACGAACCAAAAUCGAUCUGUUCCACAUGGUAUGUACUAAUCAUAAUAUACUUUCGCCAGAAUUCUCAUGAAUCCAUUUUAAGAGAAUUCCAUGAACAUGGUGAGAUGAAAGUUAAGUGUUUGAAGAAAAAGAAGAAGAUUCAUCUUGUAGUUUAUCUUACUUUCACUUUAAUCAAAACAGAUAUUCAGUCUGUAUAGAAACUGAUGUCACCUAACAGAUCUGUGGCUCCGUGUGUGUACUAUUAGCAAAUAAUUAGUUUCGUCUGUAUACUUUGGCACUAUCUCGAUACUCUUUCGAUACCACAAGAUCGCCAACAAAUAAACAUUCAUUUCAGGAUCCAAUCUUAUUCCUUGUUUUGGUUUCAUAGAGGGAUUUCACCUAGUAACUGGAACGUGAUCGGUCUGUAGUGUUGAUCAUAGUCAACCUCGACUCCUGCUAAUACAGACUGUAGAUAAUCGACAUAUUGACCCGGUUAGUAUGUAUUUUUCACAAGUACAUUGACUAAACUAGUUUCUUUAUUAUUAUUAAUUGUGUAAUGUGUUGUGUUGUCGUCAUUUUUCUCUGAAAUGACAGUUUACUAGUCAAAAGAAUAGCUGAUCAUCCUGGAUACCAACCGGACUGUGAGUUCUCAUUAUUAAACUUGUUAUUAACAGAAUGACUACCAUAUUUAUGCGUAGGUUAACCUAUUCGUAUCUCUUCUUUUACAAAUUAUGAUUUGAUAACUUAGUGUUCAAAUGUAUAUAAACCGAAUCAUUAUAAAUUUGAAGAUGUGAGCCUUUGAACUAGUACAACAAAAGUUCUUGAGAGAGGUAGCUAACUAACUUACUGAACAGAUAUUCAUAUGGUACAGUGAAACAUCACUCACCGAUUCAUUGGUGGAUGAGGCUUGUUGCACACUGAAUGAUGAAGAGCUACUUUAUUUACUGUGUUGCAAUAAUAUAUCAAUUAACCGUCUUCAACUUUCAUCUCUAAAGAUAAUCUACUAACAGUGUUUCUGAUCACAGGCAACGCAACCGUGUAAGAGAACUACUGAACAUGAAAUUCUUUCCUCUUAUAUUAUUUUACAUUUUCAUUACAAUAACAUCAACUGUGUAAUCGAGACACUGAAAACUACAUUGAUUAGUAUACUUACUUACAGGUUGAUUGUAACACCGUGCUGAAUGACUAAUACACGUGUAACCCACUUUCGCUCAGAUUGUCAGCAUGACUCAUUUUAACUUGUUUCAUCAGACUUAUUCACAUGAAAUGACAUUUUGUAGAUGUUGGCUUCGAGGUCCCGAACCGAUUCAUAGUGGGAUAUGGUAUCGACUACAAUGAUUGUUUCCGUGAUGUGCCGCAUGUGUGCUCGGUGAACGAUGAAGGCAAACGUGAAUUCUUUGGCAGAGGUUAACAUCUCAAGCUCCAUUGGACAGUAUGCCAAUCGAGUAAACAGUCAGAUUUGUUGUAAACGUUCUGUAAUCAAGCAUCACUAGCCAUGUAUUAGAGAAAAUGCAUAUCUUUGUAAUUUCAUCGUGUGAAUGCAUCAUUCAUAGAGAAGAAUUUCUUUUGUACUACUAUUGCAAAACUAUUUGCCUUGAUGGACA
Schistosoma turkestanicum is the source of this 2079-nucleotide messenger RNA. The record is from the annotation of a GenBank genome assembly. Lineage: Eukaryota; Metazoa; Platyhelminthes; Trematoda; Strigeidida; Schistosomatidae.